GCGGCUGAGAGCCAGCCCAUGCAGAGCCUUCCCUCCUCCAGCCCAUUGUCCCAUCUGCAGAUGUCCGCAAUUGGCUGGUGAAUUUAUUUAGGCUCCAAUGACUGUUCCAACAUACCCAUGCCAGCUGGAAGAGAUGUCCUAAAUCCUUGUUGGAGCCCAGGGUUUGGAGGGCAUCAGGAGUGGCAGAAGCCUGGCAGGGGGCUGAUGAACCUGAUGGUGAUCAUGCCUGUCUCCAAGGUGUGCCUCAGACCCGCCCCUCUGACACCCAGCCCAAAACACCAUGACUUUCCAAAAGGAAGGCCCGCGUGGAACGCAUGCGCAUCUCGCCCCUUGCCCUUGACGCCGCGUGUGCACGAGCCGGAGCGACGUUCCCUCGUGACAGACGGCGGCGGCGACGGUGCGGACGACGAGGGCCCGCGUCUUCGCCUUGUCUGCUUAGUUAUUGGACUGUCCCUUGGUGAGAAUACACAGGAAGAAAGGGGCAGCUGAGAUCUGGACAAUGCAAGCACAGGAAUUAGUGACCUUCAAGGAUAUAGCUAUAGAUUUCACCCAAGAAGAGUGGGCCUUGCUGGACACAUCCCAGAGAAAGCUGUACAGAGAUGUGAUGCUGGAGAACAUCAGUCAUCUGGUCUCUGUUGGAUAUCAUCUCUGCAAAUCAGAUGUGAUUUCCCAGUUGGAACAAGGAGUGGAGCUGUGGAGGGAGGGCAGAGGAUUUCUCCAGGGCCUGAAUCCAGACAGGAAAAGUGGCCUUAAGAGACAAGAAGACAUCUGCAAAAAGGACCUGUCUAACUGCAUGUCAACGACCCACAGAACGUACAACAGCAAGAGUGAACCUUGAGACAUGAUAGUGGUCAGCCUGUCAUUGAAUCCUUCUGUUCUGAAAUCUGAGGUUUCCCACUGCCUGGCUGCUGCAGGAAGAAAUGUAACUUUGUUUUACCUCAGUCAUAUUUGAUUUCUAAUAUUUUAAUUAAAAGUUUUUUAAAUGUGAA
Molecule: messenger RNA, 989 nt
Organism: Mustela erminea (ermine)
Lineage: Eukaryota; Metazoa; Chordata; Mammalia; Carnivora; Mustelidae
Product: zinc finger protein 705A-like
Exons: 8
Coding region: 500-838 (112 amino acids)
Biological process (GO): regulation of DNA-templated transcription
Source: RefSeq, a predicted model, not a curated record